UCGUCAGAAGAAGAAGAAGAAGUAGAAGAAGAAGGAAAAUGUCAACAGAACGGCGAAGUAAAGCUAGCGGUCCCACGGACUGCUGAUUGACUUGCUGCAGAGGCCAUGAUCUGAUGCUCAUCUGUUGACUGCUACAUCAGCAAUGUCUGUCAACUCCCUCCUGAGAUACAGCAUCAGGCUGAAGAGGAAACAUGUGUCACAUUUAGUCCAUCAGAGAGCUCUGUCAGGGGCCGAUGCUGUCAACGCACUCAGACCCUUUUAUUUUGCAGUCCAUCCGGACUUCUUCGGCCAAUAUCCCAGAGAAAGGGAAGUGAAUGAGAAUUCAUUAAAGAGGCUGAAUGGCUAUCUGGACAACCUGCAGAAGCCCGGCUCCCGCUCAGUUCAGCCAAUGAAGCUCACUUUUUACGUCCGGGACAUGAAGGACAGCAGCGACGUGCAGCCGGACCUCCUAGCCUCGGGGUUCCGGUCAGUGAGUUUCACCCUGCACACAAACGACGUGUUGAGCACGGUGACCAACGUGUUGAAGUCCUGCAGCCUCCCCGUGGAGCACAUGAAGGGGCCGAAGGCAAGUGCGGAGACAUCUAAGAGUCCGCCUGGGGCCGGGCUGCCUUUCUACAGACCCAUCAAGUGGGACAAGAGCUACUACACCUUCACUGGAUUCAGAGACCCCGAGGAGGAGCUGCAGCAGGCCAAGAGAGUGGACCCUGCACUCAUCUUGUGGCUGAGAAACAACGAGCCCGAGGCGACAAAGAAGCACAGCGCUAGUCUUCCUCGGAGGGCAGAGCUGAACAGGCUGAAGGAGGAGCUGUGUCACAAGUUUGAUCUGUCCGAUAUCAGGUGGCAGCGCAGCUGGGGAGUGUCCCACAGGUGCUGUCAGCUGCAGAGUCUGAGCCGACUGUCCCAGCAGAACCCCGAGGCCCUGAUCAACCUGCAAGGACACACUGUUGUGUUUGCUGACCAGUCCGGGAUGAACGCCUCUGGACACAUCAUGCUGGGAACCAUGGACGUCCAUCACCAGUGGACCAAACUCUUCGAGCAGCUGCCCGGCUAUUGCAGCCUGCAGCAGCAGACGGACUGGCUGAAGGAGAGGAUCAGCCUUCUCCUGGGCGGGACUCAGGUGGUCCACGUGGAGAGGCUGAGACCGGUCCAGUCCAUCGCCGAGCACUACGGCACCCUCAGCACCUUCCACAAGAGCCUGAUGUCCCGACGCCUUCGCCUGCACCCCAGGAGCCUGCAGGGGCUCACCAUGUUGUUGGAGAAUGACCGCUCCAACCCCAGCCUUCAUGAGAUGGGGCACUUCAUUAUCCCCACCAACGCUGACCCCCCCAAGCUGCAGGUCUUCCUCCAGAGCCACGCCCCCGAGGCCCGACAGCGCACCCAACACAAAAACCAGCUGCAGGCAGAGGAGGAGGCUGUGGUGAAGCUGUGUCUCCAGAAUCUGUCUCUGAGGAGUCUGUCCAAGGAGCCCAGUGUGAGCUCCAGCCAGAUGAUCCUGUGCUGCAGAAGGCUGGUGGAGCAGCGCUCCCCCCUCAUGCAGGGCCUCCACAUCUGUGUUUCUCACUUCUACUCAGUCAUGCAGGACGGGGACCUGUGUGUCCCCUGGGACUGGAAGAGCUGAGCUGGAGGGACACGGUCAGUCCAGCUGUUGGAAAGAAUCUUUUUUCUUUUCUUUUUUUUUUUAGCAAUUUAAUGUUGUUCAGACAACGUUUAACAGGAUGUUGUUUUAGAUGUCAGGUGGUCACCCCAGAUUUCAUGUUCAGUGGGUAACUCAAGCUGACAGUCAAGAAGCACUUUAUCCACUUUAUUACCGGAGAAGCCAAAUAGGAGAAUUUGAUUGACAGCUAAGGUCAGUGGUUCCCAACCCAGGGGGUGCGGACCCUUCAGGGGACGCAAAAUGAUUGACAAGAGAGGAAGAAGAAGAAGAAAAAAAAUCCAUGCUUCAGGAAUCAAAAUUAAAAGUCUGAGAACCAAAUAUUGUUUGGUUGAAUUGUGAUAAGUGUGUGUGUGUGGGGGGGGGAGGGGCCUUUAAUCCAGAAAGGUUGGGUAACACUGGCAGAGGUGCAAUAUCACUGAAGCUUUAUUUAAGACCAGGGUUGAGGCCUUAACAUGCACGGUUUGACAAAGUGAGUAUAGUUCUGUUGUUGUGUGGAGUGCACCAAGAAAGGGUUAGACGAUGGUUCUAUAAGUGUGUUGGAACUCACUCUGGUUGACGGACCCACUUGAGCAGGUGAGCGAAGCUGAGUGAAAGUAAACAAUCCUGAAAUUCCCGACACGUUUUUUUAAUCUAACGAAAUAUUCUGCUUCAAAUCUGCAUUUCACUGCGGCAAUGUGACAAUGAAUAUGUGAAUAUGCAACAUAACGGCACGCCUCCACGCCGUCUGUCCUGAAAGACAUUCGCUGGGUUGCACUCGCCAGUUCACGUGAGAAUGUGAUCAAAGUAUUAGUGCGACGAAUGAAAACAACAACAACUUGUGAGAGGAGUUCACACCCAGCUUGCUUUCACACCUGACCAAUCACAGCGUGAGGUGCGUGUUAGUUGUCAGAGUUUCUGUUUCAGAAAGUACAGACGUUGGAGUUCUGACACUGAUGCCCGUAAAUAAUCAAUAUUGCUACUAUUGUAGUAUGAAAUGCUGAUUUAAAUUCGAAAAUCCAACUGUAUUUAUAUACAUGUGAAUGUAACUGUAAUUUAUGUGAUGAUAAAACAGAACAGGAGGACUCGUUGCUUAGCCAGACAAUCCAGGAACAUUAACAAAGACCUUCUACAAAGACCUUGUUACGUUACGUUGUGUGCAUAGAGGGGAAAGGACUAACUGUGUGAUGCAGCGUGUGGACUAAGAUGUGCGAUGGUGGGACACUUCACCGGAUGGAGAUGUUUUGGACAUUUCAGAUGCUGCUGUGCAGUUUUGAGUCCUGAGUUCUCGUAUCACUCGAAGCUCUGUACACACUGGGAGGCGGGUUUGGACCUUGUAACGGUACCACAGCUGUGAAACAGCAAUGUUCCUCUCAAAUAAAAGUGCUCACAUCA
This is a messenger RNA of Anarrhichthys ocellatus (wolf-eel), 3025 nucleotides long. It is a transcript of the gene tcaim, whose product is annotated as T cell activation inhibitor, mitochondrial. Bases 143 to 1618 code for a protein of 491 amino acids. Gene Ontology annotation, cellular component: mitochondrion. The transcript has 11 exons. The record is from RefSeq and is a predicted model, not a curated record. NCBI's taxonomy places the organism in Eukaryota, Metazoa, Chordata, Actinopteri, Perciformes, Anarhichadidae.